Messenger RNA from Cuscuta epithymum, 1622 nucleotides. NCBI's taxonomy places the organism in Eukaryota, Viridiplantae, Streptophyta, Magnoliopsida, Solanales, Convolvulaceae. The record is from the annotation of a GenBank genome assembly.
AUUUUACUCUCUUCGAUCCAAGAUUAAUAUGGUAUCAGAGCACUGAUUCGGGACCUACGAAUCGCGCUCAUACGACGACAAAAUGGCCGGAGAAACAGGUCACACCGGAGGAGACGGCCAUCGAGAACAUUUGGAACGACGGAAAAUCAAUGACCCUUCAUCACCGUAUUAUUUGUCUAGCUCGGAUCAUCCCGGGAUGAUGAUCUGUGCGGUUGUUCUCAAGGGAGAAGGCAACUAUCGGGAGUGGUCUACGGCCAUGAAAAAUGCUUUCCGUGCUAAACGGAAGAUGGGGUUUUUGGACGGCACCAUCGAACGACCCAUAAAUAUUCCGCGAGACCUUGAAGACUGGCUAACCGUCAACUCCAUGGCGGUGGGAUGGAUUAUGACCGCUAUUGAUCCAACGCUGAGGACCAAUCUCGCAUAUAUGGAGAGCGUGCGAGAUCUUUGGACUGAUUUGGAGGCUCGAUUUUCAGUUGGAGACGCCAUGAGGGUUCAUGAAUUGAAGGAGCUUUUACGAGAUUGCAAACAACGCGGUCAAUCCGUGACUAGCUAUUUCGGUCAAUUGCAAACACUCUGGGAAGAAUAUGACGGGAUCCGGAAUAUUCCACAGUGCAAGUGUAAUGGUUGCACAUGUAAUCUCAAAAGGCUCUUCCUUAAACACGUGGAGUCGGAGAAAACUCACGACUUUUUAAUGGGGUUGGAUCACGGAACCUACGGCACCCUGCGUUCCAACAUAUUAAGCGCGGAUGAACUGCCUCCUCUCACCAAGGUGUAUCACAUGGUGGUGCAAGAGGAACGCCAUCAAAAUAUGACGAAGGGCCGCAGUGACACACCGGAGACAGUAGCGUUUGCCACUCGAGUCACACCUACUGCCGGAGGACGAGAUGAGCGAAACACAUGUAGCUACUGCCAUAAACAGGGCCAUGAUGUGGAAAAUUGUUUCCGGCGAACUGGAAAUUAUCCUGAAUGGUGGCAUGAUAACCCUGGACGAGGUAGAGGAGCACGAGGGCGAGGAAACACUGGACGCGGUGGCUCUGGACGAACUGGACGAGGGAAUGGACGCGGCAGUGCUCAGGCCAUGCACGUAGGACAGUACCGAGACGAGGGGGCAGAUGCAUUUGACACCAAAGGAGGCACGUUGCACAAGCCGGAGUUCACCGAUGAGCAGUGGAAUACACUCAUAAAGUUACUGGAAAACAGUAAGGUUAACUCUUCGGAAGAGAAGCUCACAGGACCUACCUACGAGGAUGCCGAUUGGAGUGGGUGAUCGACGAGGGGGAGUUUAUUAUUUCCGGGGUCUGGACCAAGCUCAAGCUAAUGUAAUAGGAAAUGCAGACUCAGGAGAUCUGUGGCACUCGAGGUUGGGACACCCGUCCACGAAAGUUUUACGUUCUCUUAGCCAUUUGAAUAAAAGCUUAUUAAAUACCGUUGACAAUAAAUCUUGUGAUGCCUGUUUGCGUGGCAAACAAACCCGUACUAGUUUUGAUAUUAGUAAUGCUCGUGCUAUUGAACCUUUUGAACUAAUUCAUUGUGACAUUUGGGGUCCGUACCGCACUUUGUCUACAUGUGGGGCUCGUUAUUUUUUGACUGUGGUAGAUGAUUAUUCUAGAGCAGUUUGGAUA